CCUUAUUAAUGGUGAUUCAUUUAUGUCCUGUACACAUGUCCUCCUCUGAGCUCUGAGGUAAGUUUCUCAAAGGUCUCCAAGGAAAGGCAAGGCAUAUCCUGGCCUAUCAGUGCCACUGAGUUUGGCUGAGGUGAAGUUGGUGCAAGUUGAGUCAUCAGGGUGCACGAAGGGUGGACGGAAGCUGAACUCUGAGAAGACAGGUGAGGGUGGAAGAGGGGCUCAUGCCCCAUGACUCCCUCGUUCCCCAGGAUCACCGUUGUUGACGUCCUUCUAUUUUUGCAAUUGUAGACCCCAUUCUGCCUGCUCUUCGAAAUGUCGAUUGUUCAGAUUUUGCGUGAGUUUGUAGACUCCAGAGCGGAGACUCCAAAGUUUCCUGAGAGCAGGAACGGUCUCACCACUGCCUCAGCUCUCAGCAGGGCCUUGGUCCCUGCAGGACGGCAGGCUGAGGGAAUGUGUGUGAGUGAACGAGCUCAGGACCAGCAGGUCUGGGGCCUUGGUCCCUGCAGGACGGCAGGCUGUGGGAAUGUGUGUGAGUGAACGAGCUCAGGACCAGCAGGUCUGGGGCCUAGGUGCUAGAUCCUCCCCAGGUCUCCGAGCAGGCCCUUUGGGAGUAAGAGCCUUUACAAAAGAGUAGAAAGGUGUCCUGUUCUGGGUGAGUAACGUCUUGUGUAUGUAGAAAGCGCCUACCUCCUACCCCCUGCUGAAGAGUCGUUCAUAUUUCCCACUUGAUCUUUACACAAAGGGCCACGUAGGGAGCCCUCUCUCCAUCGCUGUAGUAGAGGCAAGGAGGCUGAGCAUAGGGAAGCGACUUGACCCCAUCUUUUUACACUCCGAAAACUCAUUGUACUCUAGGCAGUGCUUCCUGACAGUGUGGCCUGACCUGACUGGGCAGCUGUGGCUUUGGAAGCACACAGCUUUGGUGCCACCUGACCAACAGCAGGCCCUGCUCUGUCAGGCUGGUUGCAGUACAUGGAAGUACCUUGCUCCUCGUCUCUGGACAGUGAGGAGAAUGGAGAGGAGGGCCGUCAGGGGACCACUGCACAAGCAUUUCGAUCUGGAGAGGAAGAUGGCCAAGCAGGCUGAAGCCAGACUCCGCCAACGACUGCAGAGUCUAGAGGCCAUCUGCCUCUACCAGGUGAAGCUGCUGACCAGGGAGCAGAAGCAGCUCCAGAGAGAGCAGCAGAGGCUGCAGCAAGAUAUUGUCAAGGCGAGAUUGUCCUCUUCUCUUGGGAAUGGAACUCAGAAGAGGCCAGAAGGUGUCCCCAGGUUCCCACCACAGGGAGGACAGAAGCACAGACUUCCAAAAAUCGAAAUCAGAGCACUGGCAACCAACAUGACCCAGGAAAUGUACAAAAUCAACUCCCACAUGCCUCCUUUAUGUCACACUGGCCUCAAAAACCCCACCGGGAGAAAAGAGCACUGGCCAUCUCAGACUCACAGGACCGCCAGCUUUGUGGCAGAGAAGCCGCAAGCCCAGGAGAAAGAGUCUGCAAGCCCACCUCAGCACACAGACCCCGCAGAGGGCAUCUCUGUCACACACCAAGACCGAGCAGUUUCCAGCAGCACUGCAGAGCGCAGCCUGCACUUCCACACCCCUGGUGCUAGUGGAAUGGUCCACCUUGGUGAGACCAGAUCCAAAGAUGCCAAUCUAAAGCCUGGCGGGAGUGCUGCGGAACAAAUUCCCCCAAGUUCCAUGGAAUGUGCAGGAGGCUGCAAAGGUGAGACCACAAAGCCAAGCUUCUCAGAGUUGUUUGCAAAGGCCAAAAAUGCACACUAUCUCCGGCACAGGGUCCCCCUGGAGUCUGAGAGGUUGCUUAGCAUCAGGGAGAUAUUCGGGUGUGGAGACUCUUCACCGGCAGGCCAGGAAAGGGUCGUGGAAGUGGUACCAUCUAAGUUCCCUCCCCUCUAGCUGAUUUGUGCAACCUGCUCGCGGCAUGUAUCAGAACCACUGGGGAGUGUGCUCCUCAAGCGAAGCAGUGCACGACUCUUGUACUUCUGCUCUGCACUUGCAGUCUAAUCCGUCGAUUCCACUUAGAGCAUUGUGAUCUUUCAGUGAACCACACUGUGCAUGGAAAACACUUAGAGGAACGAAUCUUCUGAAAGUACUUAAGUGAUUGGCAGGUACUUCUAAUGUCAGCCAGAAUGUGAAUGUAUAUUGAUGGGGCAGGAGAAAGAGUGAGUCCUGCUUUCAUUGCCUUUCAUUCCUAGGGAGGCUCCCGGGGCAGCACCUGCUGGAAAAGGCAGCGUCCUCCCUGUUUUGUGGUCAAUGGGGGCAGGAUAGGGGCUCACUGAGCGUGUGUGCCGUCAGAGGUCUGUAAAUAAAACUUACUUUUGGCCUCAGUUUUGUGCUCAUUUUUUGAAGUACUGUCCUUCCUCUCUUCCCUUCUUCCUUCCUUUUCUGGUAGCUCCAUUUCAGUUUUCUUUUUUCCUCUUUCAAAGAUGUUACAUAAUCUGUUCCUUUCCUGUCCUCUAGAAUCAAAAGAUUUCAAAAUUUUUAUUCAUCUCUCAGCACAAUAUCAAAUUCAUAACAGAAUCUAUCAAGAACCAUCUCACUGUAAAAUAAAAAUUACCAACAACCAAAAGAGUUUUGUUUCUGGAUGGAACUGGAGACUAUCAUUCUAAGUGAAAUAAGCCAAUCCCCCCCAAAACCAAAGGCCAAAUGUUCUCUCUGAUAAACGGAUGCUAACACACAAUAAAUGUGUGUGUGUGUGUAGUAAUAGAAAGUCACUGGAUAAGACAAAGGGAAACGAAAGGAAGGGAGAGGGGAAUAGGAAAGACAGUAGAAUGAGUCAGACAUCGAUUUCCGAUGUUCAUGUAUGAAUUCAUGACAAAUGUAACUCCAUGUACAACCUCAAGAAUGAGAUCGUAAUUAGAAUAAGUUAUACUCCAUGUAUGUAUAACAUGUUAAAAUAUACUCUACUGUCAUAUUUAUCUAAAAAGAACAAAUAAAAAAUUGCAUGAAAGAGAAAUACAAGAGCAUCAAUUUGCAAACUAUUCCACACUGUGGCACAUACAACAAGUAAAAAAUAUUCUUGUGGCACAAAGAAAGUUAUUGUUUCAUGAAGGUUCUUUGACUUGGGCUCUUUUAUCAGUGAAUCUAGUGGACAUUGCUGAAAGUAGUCAGCUUUUCAUUGCUGUGACCUAAGUAUCUGACAAGAACAGGAGGAGGAAAAUUUUAGUUUUGGAUCAUGGUUUCAGAGUUUCAGUCCAUGGUCAGCCAACUCCAUCACUCUGGACCUGAGGCGAGGCAGAAUAUCUUGAUGGAAGGAUGUGGUGGAGGAGAGCUUUCCAGCUCAUGGUGGUCAGGAAAAAGAGGAGGGGCCAGGGACAAAACAUAAUCCCCAAGAGCAUGCCUACCAUUACCCGCUUUUUCUAGCCAUGCCCCACCUGCCUACAGCUACCACCCAGUAUUCUUUCAAACUAUUAAUCCAUUAACCCACAAAUGGAUUAAUCCAUGAUGAGACUACUCUCAUAAUCUAAUCAUGUUACCUCUGAGCAUUCCUGCAUUGUCUGUAAUGUUUCUGAUGCAUGAACUGUUGGGGGACACUUUAUACCCAAACCAUGACACUGUCCUCACUGUUCAAAUUUCACACUAUGAGUGGCCUCAAAAAUCAUCAGAAAAUGACAACUCAUCAGUAAUGCAUUCAAACCUACUGUCUACCUAAUUAGGUGUAGACUGAAAUCAUCGUCACUCUUUAUAAUUUAGUUACUUACCUGAUUCCAUUAGGAAAUCAGAUUAUACCAGUUAAGGCCAAGGUCUGUGUUCUCUGUCCUUGGCAAGCUUUCUUAUCCUCAGGACCCAACCGGGAAUGCCACAGCUUGGGAUGUCUUGGGCUCUAUCAAAGUGAGGAGCAGAGGUUCUUUAUCCUGGAGACCCAUCUGGGAAGGUACUGAAAAGACCCCUGCCCCACCAGCUCAGGCCUAUUUUAAGAGAAAAAGAAAAAUCAUUAACGGGGCAUGUUAAAGGAAUUUAUCUGAAGAUUUAGUUAAGAAAGGGGCAGGAUA
Sciurus carolinensis (gray squirrel) is the source of this 4005-nucleotide messenger RNA. It is a transcript of the gene Ccdc190, whose product is annotated as coiled-coil domain containing 190. The transcript has 3 exons. NCBI's taxonomy places the organism in Eukaryota, Metazoa, Chordata, Mammalia, Rodentia, Sciuridae. The record is from RefSeq and is a predicted model, not a curated record. The coding region runs from base 1010 to 1909 and encodes 299 amino acids.